AUGCCUUCCACCCACAAGAAGGAAAAGCCGUGGGACACGGACGAUAUUGAUAAAUGGAAGGUCGACAACUUCACGUCCAAGGACAAUGCUGGCGGCACAUUCGCAGAGGAAUCGUCCUUUGUGACGUUGUUCCCUAAGUACCGCGAAGUCUACCUGAAAGAAGCCUGGCCUCUCGUGACCAAGUCGCUCGAAAAGCACGGCAUUGCCUGCACACUCGAUUUGGUUGAAGGUUCAAUGACCGUCAAGACGACCCGAAAGACGUUUGACCCAGCAGCGGUUCUGAAUGCCCGCGACCUCAUCAAGCUCUUGGCUCGAAGCGUCCCGGCCCCGCAGGCGGUCAAGAUUCUUGACGAUGGAAUGGCAUGCGACGUCAUCAAGAUUCGAAACCUCGUCGGCAGCAAAGACAGAUUCGUCAAGCGACGACAAAGAAUACUGGGACCGAACGGAUCGACCCUCAAGGCGCUCGAACUCCUCACCGAGACGUAUAUUCUUGUUCACGGAAACACCGUCUGUGCCAUGGGUGGCUACAAGGGCCUCAAAGAAAUCCGCAGAAUUAUCGAGGACUGCAUGGCCAACGUCCACCCCAUCUACCACAUCAAGGAGCUCAUGAUCAAGCGCGAACUCGCCAAGGAUCCUGAACUUGCCAACGAGAGCUGGGAUCGCUUCCUUCCCAACUUCAAGAAGAAGACGCUCAGCCAUCGUCGUGUUCCCCACAAGGUCACAGACAAGGCUAAGAAGGUGUACACGCCGUUCCCGCCUGCACCUGAGAAGAGCAAGGUCGACAAGCAGAUUGAGAGCGGUGAGUAUUUCCUGGGCAAGCAGGCCAAGGAGAGGGCGGUUAAGGAGGAACGAAAGGAGAAGCAAAAGGUGCGUAAGGAAGAGAAGGCAAAGGAGCGAGAGGCGGAGUUCGUACCACCAGAGGAGGAUAGGCCAAAGAAGAAACGAAAGAAGUCGUCGGAGUAA
Molecule: messenger RNA, 963 nt
Organism: Pochonia chlamydosporia 170
Lineage: Eukaryota; Fungi; Ascomycota; Sordariomycetes; Hypocreales; Clavicipitaceae
Product: 90S preribosome/SSU processome component KRR1
Exons: 1
Coding region: 1-963 (320 amino acids)
Cellular component (GO): nucleolus; small-subunit processome
Molecular function (GO): RNA binding
Source: RefSeq, a predicted model, not a curated record